AUGAAACCGUACGAUAAUGGCACAUUCGCGCCGCGACACUUUGUUUCCGAAUGGGAGGACAAUGUGGUGUUUGAUGCGGAUGAUCCCGACUUUUCGGUCGGCGGUACCGGUGCGGCAAAUGUUUUAAUGCGCUCGACAACCGGAUCGCAGCAGCUAGCCCGGCAACUUGUAUCGUCGAAUAUGACACGAUCGGUUACUACCUACUACGGGCUUAACUCCGCCUCGGUUGUGUCGAAUUUGAACCAGCUAAUGAAAGUGUCUUCGAGUGCGAAGCUAUCAGCAAUCAGUAACAGCAGCAGUAUGUCGGUGGCCAGCGUACAAGCACCCCAUCUAGCGGAUUUGUGCAGCUCUCUGAGCCGUACCAGCUUGAGCAUGUCGUCGUCGCUGUCGGAUCUAGUCGGCAGCCCAUCGCUUGGUGCCGUGUUCGACUUCCACUCGUCGGAUGCGGUGCUUACGAUCGAGGAACUGCGCGAGCAGCUCGGCUCAUGCUACACAUGCGGCGUGUCCUGGACCGAGGAUCAGGUAUCGCUCGAUUGCAGUGAGUGCGGCGGUUACAGCCUAGAGCGACCGUGCCUUAUCUGCGAAGGCAUCUGCGGUCAGCUGUGGAAGCGUGAUUUCACCAUGAGCCACGCCUGCGGUAAAUCACGCUGGCAGGGUGUGUGCACCAAAUUCCCGGCGCAGAUGAUUCAGCUGCAGUCAUCCGCACCGCUCAGCAGUUGUGCCAGUUUCGGUAGCCAUCACCAGCUGACGGGUUGUGCGGCGGCCGCCAACAAUGGUGCCAGCACCGCCAGCCAGCAACAUUUCCUGCAGCAGGAACUAUGCGCCCGGCUCGAGAAGCUUUCCGCGAAUGCGCACUCGUAA
This is a messenger RNA of Anopheles marshallii, 861 nucleotides long. RefSeq names its product protein pinocchio (gene Pino). The coding region runs from base 1 to 861 and encodes 286 amino acids. The transcript has 4 exons. Lineage: Eukaryota; Metazoa; Arthropoda; Insecta; Diptera; Culicidae. The record is from RefSeq and is a predicted model, not a curated record.